UGUUGCGCUCCUCCACACAUCCAGCCUGACUUUUCCUGCGUCAGGAAGCUGAUCUUUCUGUUGUAGCCUGGAUGGAUUUUAAAGAGUUUGGAGCUGACUCCUCGGAGGGAGGCGCGGAGGACCUGGACAGCGUCAAAGCUCUGACAGAGAAGCUGAAGCUGCAGACGCGCAGACCGUCCUACCUGGAGUGGCAGGAGAGGCUGCAGAGCCGCCCCUGGWCGGACGGAAACGCUGCAGACCCCGGAGGAGAAGCCGGCACCAUCCCGGCGGCUUCCAGAGCCGAGAACUCGGAGCUGGUGGUGCGCAACAUCUGUGGCUUUGACACCAUUGAUGAUGCUUUGGAGUUUCUGAGGAAAGAGCUGAGGGAGAUGCAGAUCCAGGACAACCGCCUGGCCCGUCAGCUGAUCCGCCUGCGCGGGGAGAUCCACCGGCUGAAGGUGGAGCAGGUGUGCCACCGCCACAAGGAGAUGCUGGACGACGCCACCUACGAGCUGGAGGAGUGCGGGGAGGAGCUGGACCUGCUGUGUGACAUCCCCAUGAAGGCGGCCUUCGCUCUGUCCACUCCUCUGAAACACCUGGGCCUCACCAAGAUGAACAUCAACUCCCGACGCUUCUCGCUGUGCUGAAUGUUUCCUCUUCGAGUGGCCGCGGGUCGGAGCGAGCCGUGGCUCUCUGUGACUCUCUGCCAUGAGGGGAAAUAAAAAACGAUAAAUGUGUUUUUGACAAGAGGAAGCUUCUGUUUGCACACCUGCAGAGACCCACGCCUUUAAACCCUUCAGAGCUUCCGAGUGGACUGAAUCUGAGCUGCUGUUUGCACUUCUUUGCACGCUGCGGAAAUAUUUUUAAGACUGAAAUAAAACAAAGGCCUGGCACUCCUUAAGGGUGCCAUCCACCACCGUUUGUGCCAGGUUUUAGAUUUAAAUGUUGAAAAGUUACUGAAGUAGGUCUAGCUGAGAUGUCAGAGUAUGGGUUACAAAAAAUGCUCAGCUACUACCACAUCAAAUGUUUUUGCUUGUCUGUCAAAUCGACUGAGUUGUAGCUGUUUUUGUGUCAAUUACCUGCAAACUGCGUUGACUUCAUAAGUAAACCAGCUGCAGCUGAACACCCAAUGCAUUCUUCCUGAAAGUUUCAUUGAAGGGCAUUAUGCAAAAUUGACUUUUUUUAGCUUUACGUCGUGUUAUAAUGUCA
This is a messenger RNA of Austrofundulus limnaeus, 1188 nucleotides long. It is a transcript of the gene fam167b, whose product is annotated as family with sequence similarity 167 member B. The transcript has 2 exons. The coding region runs from base 72 to 626 and encodes 184 amino acids. The record is from RefSeq and is a predicted model, not a curated record. Lineage: Eukaryota; Metazoa; Chordata; Actinopteri; Cyprinodontiformes; Rivulidae.